CAGAACUGUUUUCCGUUGGUAACCCAGAUGAAGAUUGUUUGUACCUGAAUGUCUGGGCCCCGGGAGAUGGCUCAACCAGAGACAUGAGAGAGGUCAAAGCAGUUAUGGUUUGGAUCCACGGUGGAGGAUACUCUUGGGACAGUGCAAUAGCCUAUGAUCCAACCAUGAUCACAGUUAUUGGUGAUGUAGUGAUGGUCACGAUGAACUACAGACUGGGCAUAUUUGGAUUCCUGAGUACAGGAGAUAAUGUGGUUCCCGGUAACAUGGGACUUUUGGACCAACAACUUGCAAUCCGCUGGGUUAAAGACAACAUUGCCUUAUUUGGCGGUGACCCAGAGAGAAUUACCAUAUUUGGACAAUCGGCUGGGGCAUCAAGUGUGACUCAACACGCAACGUCUCCCACAAAUAUUGGGCUAUUUCAACGAGCAAUUGCCCAAUCUGGAACUAUUUCCUCUGAAUUUGCCAUCCGCGACACCGAUGUAAUACCGCUUUUAAGAGAGACGGGGGAAGCAGUUGGCUGCGGCAAUAUCAC
Molecule: messenger RNA, 532 nt
Organism: Owenia fusiformis
Lineage: Eukaryota; Metazoa; Annelida; Polychaeta; Sabellida; Oweniidae
Source: the annotation of a GenBank genome assembly